AUGAAUACUUACCAUAUUGGUAUCAUUUUCUUGCUCCAAAUGAUCACCUCUACAAAACCACUUUCAUUCCAUUACAAAACCUUCAAAUAUAAUGAUGUGAAACUAGAAGGAGAUGCUUCAUUGUUGUAUUCAUAUAUUCAACUUACUUCAACCACAAGGUACCAAAGCAACGCCUAUAGUGUUGGAAGAGUCACAUGUUUUGAACCAUUACAUCUAUGGGACAAAACCUCAAGAAAACUCACCGAUUUCACUACUCAAUUUUCCUUCAUAAUUUACUCAAACGAAACCGGUUUCGGAGAUGGAUUGUCAUUUUUCUUCGCGGAUCCGAAACUUCCACUUCUUGAUCACAUGAAAGAAGGUGGUGGACUUGGUCUUGUUGAUAAAUAUCAGAUACUGAAUUCAAGUCAAUAUCCAUUUGUAGCGGUUGAGUUUGAUACACAUCAGAAUCCUUGGGAUCCUUCUGGUAUACAUGUAGGUAUAAACUUGAACUCUAUGAUGUCUGAGAAAACUAAACCAUGGUUGAUUGAUAUUAAGAAUAAGAAAGCUUAUUAUUCUUGUAAAAUCGAGUAUAAUUCGAGUGUUCGCGAUUUGAAAGUUUCUUUCACCGGAAACAUCGUCGAUGGUAAGCCUGUGAAAAGUCACAUGUCGUAUAAUGUUGAUCUGAGAGAUUACCUACCUGAGAAGGUUAUCUUUGGUUUCUCGGCUGCUACCGGACUUAUGUUCGAGAUGAAUACGUUAAAAUCAUGGUCGUUUAAUUCGAGUUUAGUGAAUGAUCAGAAAGUUUCUUCUUCUUCUUCUAUUCCUUCGAAUCUUGAACCUUCGCCAAUUCCGUCUAGUCCUAAACCAGAUAGUAAAAAAAAUACUAUAUGGUUAGGACUAGGAGUUGGUGUAGGUAUAGCGUCGAUUUUCCUUGUUUUAGGAUGGGUUUGUGUCUUAAUAUGGAAGAGAGAUUCAAUUUUCGACAUGAAAAUGGACGAUGAAUUUCAGAAGGGAACCGGGCCUAAAAGGUUUUGCUAUAAUAAACUAGCGACUGCAACAAAUAACUUCGAAGAAAAGCAAAAGAUCGGACAAGGUGGUUUCGGGGGUGUUUACAAAGGCUAUUUGAAAGAAAUAGAUUCGAACGUCGCUAUAAAGAGGAUAUCGAAAGAAUCUAAACAAGGAAUAAAGGAAUACGCGACGGAAGUGAAGAUCAUAAGCAAACUUAGACAUAGGAAUUUAGUUCAACUAAUUGGUUGGUGUCACAUGAAGAAAGAUUUCCUUCUUAUAUAUGAGUUCAUGCAAAAUGGUAGCUUAGAUUCUCAUCUAUAUCGCGGUAAAAGCGUAUUGACAUGGCAGAUGAGAUACAACACUGCUAUGGAUUUGGCUUCGGCGUUGCUGUAUCUUCAUGAAGAAUGGGAACAAUGUGUGCUUCAUAGAGAUAUAAAAUCAAGUAACAUUAUGUUGGACUAUAACUUCAACGCGAAGCUUGGCGAUUUCGGGUUGGCUAGGUUGGUUGAUCAUGAGAAAGUGUCACAAUUAGAAACCACAGUUAUAGCAGGUACAAUGGGAUACAUAGCUCCUGAGUAUUUCACAACAGGAAAAGCUACUAAGGAAUCUGAUAUAUAUAGUUUUGGCAUUGUUUCGUUGGAGUUGAUUAGUGGAAGAAAACCGAUUGAUCUUUACGCGAAAGAGGGUCAAGUGAGUAUAUUUGAUUGGGUUCUGGAGCUUUAUAAAUUAGGAAAGUUAGUCGAAGUCGCGGACAAGAAACUCGAGGGUGUGUUUGAUGAGGAACAAAUGGAAAGGUUAGUGGUUAUUGGACUUUGGUGUGCAAAUCCAAAUUAUUCAUUUAGGCCAUGUGUGAGACAAGUGAUUCAAGUGCUUAAGUUUGAAGCUCCUGUGCCAAUUCUACCACAGAAGAUGUUUGAGUCAGUUUAUCCUUCUGCAAUAAGCACAAUUUUUGAUCCAGUUUCAUUUCCAUCUCAGGCUUAUAAUGACAGUUCAUAA
Messenger RNA from Lathyrus sativus (Indian pea), 1983 nucleotides. Lineage: Eukaryota; Viridiplantae; Streptophyta; Magnoliopsida; Fabales; Fabaceae. The record is from the annotation of a GenBank genome assembly.